Molecule: messenger RNA, 512 nt
Organism: Linum tenue
Lineage: Eukaryota; Viridiplantae; Streptophyta; Magnoliopsida; Malpighiales; Linaceae
Source: the annotation of a GenBank genome assembly
AUGCUGAAAAUGACACAAAUGCACCAAUAGAACCUGGUAAACCAAGAUGGUGUGUGGCAAAGCCAGAUACGGUUGAUGACAAAUUAAAGUUGAUGAUCGCCUUGGCUUGUAAGAAUAAACAAGUGGAUUGCUCUGCGCUUCAAGUAGGAGGUCCCUGUCUUGACCCCACCAAUUUGCGAGGUCAAGCUUCUUUCGUCAUGAAUCAAGAGUUUGUAACACUCGACAGCUCAGAUGCUCGAUCAUGUUAUAUGGGUGGAAUUGGCAUGAUCGUCACCACCGAUCCUAGUGUUACGGUAACUGCAAAUUUCCUCCACGCACCGAUUAGACAAAAAUUAUGCACAAGCCAAAUAUAUAUCACACACAUUUAAUUUUAUUUUUUUACAUGUCGUAUAAUUGUGGCAUAGUUUUGUUUCUCUCUUUGUCUCUUUUACUUGUUAUAUUAUAUUAAUAAUUCUACGGAAUAAGUAAGAAUUGAGUACAAAAACUUAUGGAAUGUCAUAUGAAUGUACCCA